This is a messenger RNA of Neogale vison (American mink), 1466 nucleotides long. RefSeq names its product thioredoxin domain containing 9 (gene TXNDC9). Lineage: Eukaryota; Metazoa; Chordata; Mammalia; Carnivora; Mustelidae. The record is from RefSeq and is a predicted model, not a curated record. The coding region runs from base 297 to 977 and encodes 226 amino acids. The transcript has 6 exons. Gene Ontology annotation, cellular component: cytoplasm. Gene Ontology annotation, biological process: microtubule cytoskeleton organization.
GUAUCGCGUGAGAGCUGCAGCCAAAGGGGAGGCGGAAGUGACGGCCGGUUCGCAGCCACCGGCAGCAGCUGCGAGGGUGAAGCCAGAGUGGACUGCCUUUCUGGAGCAGUUACUCAUUCUCAGGUGUCACCGAGAGCUCAGGCGGUGACCACCAUCACCUGUCCCCAGAACAGCUCUUGGUAUUCGCUUCUGUUCCCGGUUAUCCCAGAAUUAAAUUCUGAGUUCAUCUCAUAAAAUUCCAGGGAUCAGCAUCCGCUCCAUUUCUGAACCAAGGCUGAGCUAUACCAUUUAGAAGAAUGGAAGCUAAUGCAUCUGUUGACAUGUUUUCAAAAGUCCUGGAAAAUCAGUUGCUUCAGACUACGAAACUAGUAGAAGAACAUUUGGAUUCUGAAAUUCAGAAACUGGAUCAGAUGGAUGAAGAUGAAUUGGAACGCCUCAAAGAAAAGAGACUUGAGGCACUAAGGAAAGCUCAACAGCAGAAACAAGAGUGGCUUUCAAAAGGACAUGGGGAAUACAGAGAAAUCCCUAGUGAGAGAGACUUUUUUCAAGAAGUCAAGGAGAGUAAAAAAGUGGUUUGCCAUUUCUACAGAGACACCACAUUCAGGUGUAAAAUAUUAGACCGACAUUUGGUGAUACUGUCUAAGAAACAUCUUGAGACCAAAUUUCUGAAGCUGAAUGUGGAAAAAGCACCUUUCCUUUGUGAGAGACUGCGUAUCAAAGUCAUUCCCACACUAGCACUGGUAAAAGAUGGAAAAACACAAGAUUAUGUUGUUGGAUUUACUGACUUAGGAAAUACAGAUGACUUCACCACAGAAACUUUAGAAUGGAGGCUGGGUUGUUCUGAUAUUCUCAAUUACAGUGGAAAUUUAAUGGAGCCACCAUUUCAGAGCCAAAAGAAAUUUGGAACAAACUUCACAAAGCUGGAAAAGAAAACUAUCCGAGGGAAGAAAUACGAUUCAGACUCUGAUGAUGAUUAGAAAUUAGUUAUAAUUCUUUGUAAAUUGUCUUUUUAUUUCUGCUUACUUCAGAAUUAGAUGUGUUUUCUAAAUCCCAUUGGUUUUGAUACAUUGGUCAUCUAAUGGUCAUGUUCUAGAGUUUUGUACAGUUUCAUCACAUUGAAAGACAUUUUCAGUAUUUUCUGUGUGGCACUCAUGUUUAAGUUGAGGAAAACUUCUGAGUUCUUAAAUUAUCCAGCAAGGGUCUGGAUUCUCUAUUUUUGAGAUUGAUUUUAUCACAAUAUGAUUCUUAUGUCUUUAUAUCAUUCACAAUUGUGUUUUUAAUCUACUGGAUUAGAAAUAGGAAUUCAGCAAACUAUUCCAGGACUAAUUCUUACACAGCGUUAUUUACUUUAUACAACAGGUCAGACAGCAUUUACUGGUGUAACAGACUCACUUGUAAAUGAAUUAUAAACACUCCUUACUUCUGGAAUAUAUUUAACUAUUAAAGAACUGCCUAUUUAUUCUGUA